This is a messenger RNA of Miscanthus lutarioriparius, 1242 nucleotides long. The record is from the annotation of a GenBank genome assembly. Lineage: Eukaryota; Viridiplantae; Streptophyta; Magnoliopsida; Poales; Poaceae.
AUGGGCUACCGCGCCGUGGCCCUGCUUCUCCUGACCCUCGCUGUCGCCGUGGCACUGCCAUCGUCGGCGGCGGGGGCCAGAGGAGCCGCCAGGACCGGGAGCAGCACGGAGGCGAUCUCCAUCCAGGACAUUGACGCCGUGUUCUUCCCGUCCCCGGCCCAAGACCAAGAGGUAGACCCCACCGGCACCAAGUCCAUCACCUCGACGCUCAUGUCCGCUGGAGCUGCUUCACGCGAGAGCUCCUUCACGCCGGAGGCAUAUAAUGUGAAGUGGAACCACAAGAGAGACCACAACCCACCACAUGAUGGUGUUGCUGCACACUGGAACUCCUUCACGCCGGAGGCAUAUCCGGCGUGGAGCCUCAAGGGAGACCCCAGCCCGUCGCUCGGUGGCGUUGCUACACAGCAGAGCUCCUUCACGCCGGAGGCAUAUCCGGUGAAGUGCAAGGGCCCAUUCCCACCAAGUACUGAAGGCGGUUGUCCUCCACCGCAUGCAUAUGUUGCUGAGACGACGUUGGCACGCCGCCAUGACGACCUGCAUGUCGAGACUGGGAUGCUCUUCACGAGGAGUAGCAUGUUUCCGGGUGCAAUCCUACCGGAAGGCACCAAGUUCGCCGGCAAUGGCUUCCCAGAUCCCCGGAGGUUCGUCUUUCGGGAGGACGCGGACGCCAUCCCCUUCAGCUACAAGCAGAUUGACACCAUUCUGAGGACAUUUGGGGUUCCUCGUGGAUCCAAGAAGGCAGAUCAAGUCGCCGCCACCCUCCGGACUUGCGAGGCCAAGUCCCCGGAGCCUCACACUUGCGCCACCUCCAAGCAAGCGGAGGUCGAAUUCGCUGCCUCCUCGCUGGCGACCAGGAUCAGCGAGCUGCGCGCCGUCGUCACCGUCGUCCACGGGAAGAAGGACGCUGCCAGGUACACGGUGGCACCGAACGGGGUGGCGCGCAUCGGCAAGGCAGGCAGAGGCGCCAUGGUGCCGUGCCACCUGAUGGCCUAUCCGUACAUGGUCCACUACUGCCACCGGUUGGCGGACGUGGAAGCUCUCCGCGUUGAGCUGAUGGGGUUCGGAGACGACGGCCACGCGGCGGCGGCGGCCAGCGGCGCAACCGCGAUCGCGAUGUGCCACGCCAACACGACGAGCUGGGAUGCCCGCUACUUCCAAAUGCUGAACGCGACGCGCGGGGAGGAGAUCUGCCACUUCAUGCCGCGCAACUACGUGCUGUGGCUGCCUGCUGCCGCUCUGUAG